Messenger RNA from Lithohypha guttulata, 462 nucleotides. RefSeq names its product mitochondrial 54S ribosomal protein YmL19 (gene MRPL19). The record is from RefSeq and is a predicted model, not a curated record. Lineage: Eukaryota; Fungi; Ascomycota; Eurotiomycetes; Chaetothyriales; Trichomeriaceae. The coding region runs from base 1 to 462 and encodes 153 amino acids. Gene Ontology annotation, molecular function: structural constituent of ribosome; large ribosomal subunit rRNA binding. Gene Ontology annotation, cellular component: ribosome; mitochondrial large ribosomal subunit. Gene Ontology annotation, biological process: translation. The transcript is spliced from 2 exons.
AUGGCACGAAAAAUGCCAGCUCGGGACGUGAUUGUCAAGCUCAUCGUCGGAGCUGGUCAAGCAAGCCCAAGUCCUCCUGUUGGUCCAGCUUUGGGUAGUAAAGGAGUAAAAAGUAUGGAUUUCUGCAAGGAGUUCAACGCCAGGACCGCACAUUUGACUCCAGGUGUCCCAAUACCAGCACGAGUCACUGUCCGUCCAGAUCGAUCCUUCACUUUUGAUAUCCGUACACCUACAACGGCUUGGCUGCUCUUGCAAGCUGCUGGUGUCAAAGAGGUCAAAGGCAAACUAAAAGGCGCACAGAAGCCAGGCACGGACGUGGUUGGAGAGGUAUCCCUGAAGCACGUUUACGAAAUUGCCAAAAUAAAGAAGAGUGAACCUCGACUUACUGGCCUCAGUUUAGAAGGUCUCUGCAAGAGCGUGAUAUCACAAGCCAAGUCAAUGGGCGUCAAGAUUGUGCCGUGA